Molecule: messenger RNA, 2565 nt
Organism: Yamadazyma jaroonii
Lineage: Eukaryota; Fungi; Ascomycota; Pichiomycetes; Serinales; Debaryomycetaceae
Source: the annotation of a GenBank genome assembly
AUGUCUGACAAGGUGAAAUUGAAAAUUGUCUAUAACAAAGUCUUAUCAGAUGAAAGUUUCACUGAUAGUGUGAUUACAAUUGAUAAGAGUAAAUUUGAUUCAAUUACUGAUAAAUCCAAGUUUGUUGGUUUAUUAAAUGAUCUUGAACUUCCAUUUCCUUUGAGUAAAGAUAGUAACUAUUUAAAAUUCACCAGGAAGCUGAAGAAGAAUAAAGGGUAUAUCAAUUUAGAGUCUAUUGAUGAUUUUAAAUGCUUAUCUAGAAGUUUGAAUGUCAAAAAUCAUGUUAAAUUGACAAUUAAUGAUCAUUCCCCUGUUGAAAAGGUACCUGAAUCCAAAACUUUUACCACCAAUUCUGAACCUAAGAGUACUGUAAGUGAUAGUGAUGAUCCUCCAACAGUUACCCCCGAGUACAAUCAAUAUUCUAAAGAUGAUGAUAUCAAUUUAGGUAAAUUAGCAGAAUUAUUCACCGAUGUUGCUAAAGAGAAGUUGAAAGAAGUCAUUGGAGAAUUUGCUACUGAAAUUCUUCAUUCCUUCACUCCAAAGGAACCAAAAGAAUCAAAAGAAUCUGCAAAAGAACCUGAAGCAAAGAAAUAUCAAGCCGUUCAUUCUAAUUCUUGUUGUGAUAGUUGUAAUCCUGAUACUUUCGUACCAAUCAAAGGUAUUAGAUAUAAAUGUUUGACUUGUUUUGAUUAUGAUUUAUGUCAAGAUUGUGAAACUAAUUUCCUUGAAAAUGAAAUCAUCACUGGUACUCAUUCUUAUUUACAUGCUACAAUGAAGAUUAUCACUCCUGAAAGUUUCAGAAUCGAUAAAGCAGCAUUAACACAUGUUCCUUCUGUAUCUAAUAUUCACCAUGCCAUUUAUUGUGAUUGUUGUGAUAAAGGACCUAUUAGAGGUACAAGAUAUAAGUGCAAGACUUGUCCAAAUUAUGAUUUAUGUGAAGAUUGUUACGAUAAUCAAAUCUUCCAAGGAUCUCAUUAUGGAUUCCAUUCACCUGAUCAUGAAAUGAAUGUUUUCAAAAAACCUGCUUUUAGUUGUCCAAGUUACGAAAGUGCAACUUCUUCUAAUAAUCAAGAUAUCAAAUUUUCCACUAAUGGAACUGAAGAUAUUUUAGACAUCAAUUUAGAUUCAUCAGCAAAACCUAUUUCCAAUAAAAUCAAAGCUUUGUUAUCAGAAUUUGGUAUUGUGGGCUUUUUAGAUAAAUUAACCAAAGUUUUCGAAGAUAGUGAAAGAUAUAAUAAUUUAUUAGAAUUACUCAAAUCUGAGGUUGAUGAUGAUGAUGUAAGAUAUGCUAUAUUACAAAGUAUUGUCUAUGAAAACCAAGAUUUCAAAAACACCGUAACCAAAACUGAAGAUAUUGAAAUUAAAGAUUAUAUUGAUCCAAUUGAUAGUGAUUUACAAAGUACUGAAUUAUUACCAGGGCAAGUAGAUUUUGAAACUAUUCCAAAAACCAAUAAUUCCAAUGAGUUCAUCUUGAAGACUAAAAGAUUUGGACCUAACUCAAAGAUCUUUUCUGUUUCAUUAACCAAUAACUCAACCCAUUAUUUCCCUGCUGGAGAUAUGGUUUUCGAAUUCUUCGACAGUGAAUCUAAUGAUUCAAUUGUUGUUAGAAACGCAAGUUCCAUCGAUAGUUGUAAACAAAGAUUUUAUAACUUGAAAGGAGAUAUUGAAAAAUUCAUCGGUAAAAAGGUUCAAAUUUCCUUCAACAAUGAUGAUUUCAAAUUAGUUGGAGACUUUGGAAGUGAAUCAAGUUUAACUCUUGUUAAAUCAACCACCGGUGAGGCCAUUCAAGUUAAUGAGAAGGUUGAAUCGGUUAAAACGUCUGAAAGUUUAUCCAUUGAUGUGGUAUUAAAAGCUAAAGAAAUGGUCCAAUUAGUGAUCUAUAACAACAAUGAUGAAACUUUUGACUGCUCAGACUUACUGAUUAAGAUUAAUAAUUUCUUAGGUAACACUAUAGGUAAAGUUUUGGUUCAUAAAAGACACGGUAUUAAACCAUGGAGUACAAGUAAAUUCAAUAUUUCUUUGAAUUCAGCUCAUUUGAAAAUUCCUUUCAAGAUUAUCUUGAAUAACGGUAAAUAUGAAGCCAUUGCUGAUUUAUCACUUAAUAGAUUAUCCACUGAAUUUGAAGUCAAACAAUUAGAAAAUGAUGUUCCAACAGAAAUCAUUGAAUCUGAAGAUUCCGGUGAAGAAGAUAUCAAGUUAUCAGGAAAUGAAUCAACCGAAUCUUUCACUGAAGUUGAAAGAACUCCAGAAGUUGAAAAAACUCCAGAAGUUGAAAGAACUUCUGAAAUUCAAGAAACUGAAACUGAAACUGAAGGGAAUUCUCCAGCUACUGAAACUGAAGGAUUUGAAACUGAAGAAGAAAAAAUUGACGAUAAAGAUGAAAAAUCUGUUUCUUUAGGUUCAACUGAUUCAAUGGUUUUACCUUCCUUACCAAAAGAAUCCACCAUCAAAGAUGAUGUUGAGAUGUUAAUCGAUCUUGGUAAUUCCGAAAUCGUUUCCGAUAAUGAAUUUGAACUUGGUUCAGAUUAUGAAAUCUUAACUCCUUCGACUUCAAAUUAUCAUUAG